Messenger RNA from Hypanus sabinus (Atlantic stingray), 1638 nucleotides. RefSeq names its product testis enhanced gene transcript (BAX inhibitor 1) (gene tmbim6). Gene Ontology annotation, biological process: negative regulation of RNA splicing; cellular response to unfolded protein; negative regulation of apoptotic signaling pathway. The coding region runs from base 191 to 910 and encodes 239 amino acids. The transcript has 10 exons. The record is from RefSeq and is a predicted model, not a curated record. Gene Ontology annotation, molecular function: enzyme binding. NCBI's taxonomy places the organism in Eukaryota, Metazoa, Chordata, Chondrichthyes, Myliobatiformes, Dasyatidae. Gene Ontology annotation, cellular component: mitochondrial membrane.
UUCUGCAUUCUGUCCAGUUUAACAGCCCACCUCGCUGAAAGUGAAGCAAUCAUACCUAUACUCCUCUCUCAGCGGAAUCCUGUGACCUUUAGGUCCCGGCUUACCUACCCUGGAACCGAAGACCCUGACUACCGUGCCCCCAUCUCAGAAGUCUAGACUGAGCAAUCGGCUUGGGUAAAUCCAGUGCAAGAUGAAUGUCUUCGACAGAACCCUGAACUUGGACAGCCUUUUCAAGUUCUCCCAGAUAUCGUACUCCACACAGCAACACCUGAAGAAAGUCUACUGCUGCCUGGCCAUCUGCAUGUUCCUGGCAGCAGCUGGAGCCUAUGUCCAUGUGGUUACCAGGCUCUUCCAGGGUGGGAUGCUCUCUACGCUGAUCUCCCUGGGCCUCAUCAUCUGGCUGGCAUUCACCCCUCACAGCCCGGAGAACGAAAAGCGGCGGUUGUGCAUCCUGUCUGCCUUCGCCUUCUUCACAGGUACUGGUCUCGGCCCGCUGAUGGAUUUUGUCAUUUCGGUCAACCCAUCCAUCAUCCCAACUGCCUUCAUGGUAUCUGCGUUGGUCUUCUGCUGCUUCACACUCAGUGCCCUGUAUGCCCAGCGGCGCAGUUACCUCUUUCUGGGAGGUACCCUGAUGUCGCUCCUCACUGUCCUUUGCUUCAUGCCACUGGUUAACCUCUUCUUUGGAUCGGUCCUGUUGUUCCAGGCACAGCUGUACAUUGGCCUCCUGGUCUUCUGUGGCUUUAUCCUGUUUGACACCCAGCUCAUCAUUGAGAAAGCAGAACGUGGGGACAAGGACUACAUAUGGCACUGUGUGGACCUGUUCUUGGACUUCAUUGCAGUUUUCAGAAAGCUCAUGUUGAUACUUGGCAUGAAUGAGAAGGAGAAGAAGAAAAGGAAUGACUCCAAGUGAAGUGAAUAAAACAGCACCUUCCCUCUCCUCCCCCUCCCCUUUCCUGCAACAUUAAACAGAAUGAUUGAGAUGCUUAAGGUGGAUGUGCUGCCUGUUCCUUCCUCAGCCUUGCCCUAUCCUUGUUUCUCCCAUCUCUUCCAGCACCGUGUUACACCUCUGCACCUGCCGGAGUGGUGGGUCCAGCAGUCUUCACCCUCCCUCCUUGCUCCACAGGGGCCUGUUCAUGAGGGUCUGGGACCAGGUAUUGGGCAAUCCCAGCCCUGACAACCCUUCAACCAUUCACUAUCUGCCCUUUUAUCUGCUUCAGAACAUCCUGCUCUCUCCAGACAAACUGUGAUCUCAGUCUGACCAGGGAGCUGUGCAAGUUCAAGUUGCAUCAUUGCUGCUUACCCCCUUCCCUCCCUAUAACUGACCCCUCUAUUCAUCUGUCCAUCUCCAAUUCCCCCAUUUUAUUAUUCCACUUACCCUCAUUACUUUCCACCCCUCCCCCUCCUUGUGUGACUUCAACUGCUGUAGAGGUGCCAUUUCUCUACACCCCACCCUUUGCAUGUUUAGAUACACCCCCAUUAGACUUUUAACCACUCUAGAGGUGCCAUGAUGUACAACUUUCUCACCUGACCCUCCCAUGAGCCAUCAGUUGCUGUGACAUCUGCAGUUUGCUCUGAAGACUGGAUUUUAAAACUUAAUUACUACACUGGUUUCUAAUAAAUGGACGAUUUUGCCUUGUA